This is a messenger RNA of Soboliphyme baturini, 987 nucleotides long. The record is from the annotation of a GenBank genome assembly. NCBI's taxonomy places the organism in Eukaryota, Metazoa, Nematoda, Enoplea, Dioctophymatida, Soboliphymatidae.
AUGGUCGAUAAAUCAUCAAUUUUUGCUGUCAUCGCCAGGGACUCAGACAGUAUCUCAGCGGGACUAGUUGGCUUGUCUAUUUCCUAUGCAUUACAGAUAACCCAAGUGCUGAAUAUGGCCGUUAGAAUGUCGAACGAUUUGGAGUCGAACGUGGUGGCGGUAGAACGUGUAAACGAGUACACGCACACGCCAACAGAGGCGGAAUGGGAAUCCAGUGUCAUUCUACCGAAGGAUUGGCCCAAGACGGGAAAUAUUGAGUUCGUUAAUUAUUCACUGCGUUAUCGAGAAGGUCUGGAUCUGGUGCUGAAAGGCAUUGACUGCUGCAUCAAAGGAGGAGAGAAAAUCGGAAUCGUUGGAAGAACGGGGGCCGGCAAGAGUUCUUUGACUCUUGCUCUAUUUCGCAUCGUUGAACCAGCAGACGGAGAUAUAAUUGUCGACGAUGUCAAAAUAUCUUCGAUUGGGCUGCACCAGCUAAGGACAAAGAUUACCAUAAUUCCUCAGGAGCCAAUGUUGUUCUGCGGGACGUUGAGGCGGAACCUUGACCCUUACUCGGAAAAAAGCGAUCUGCAGAUAUGGAGAGCUUUGGAGGCGGCUCAUUUGAAGGAAUUCGUUGCCGGCCUCUCGGAAAAGCUGGAAUACAAUAUUCUAGAAGGAGGGGAAAACCUAAGCGUCGGCCAACGCCAACUGAUGUGCCUCGCUCGCGCAAUGCUUCGAAAAACAAAGGUCAUCGUUCUGGACGAAGCUACAGCCGCUGUUGAUCUCAAGACAGACGACCUGAUACAAAGGACGAUUAGACAGUGCUUCGCUGAUUGCACAAUUCUAACGAUCGCGCAUCGCCUAAACACGAUUAUGGAUUCGAACAGGGUAUUGGUUUUGGACCAUGGUCAGAUCGCCGAGUUCGAUUCACCAGCAAAUCUUCUGGCAAAUAGGACUUCAAUAUUCUUCGGAAUGGCACAGGAUGCAGGUUUGGUCGAGCCAGAAACGUAA